Molecule: messenger RNA, 3787 nt
Organism: Spea bombifrons (plains spadefoot toad)
Lineage: Eukaryota; Metazoa; Chordata; Amphibia; Anura; Pelobatidae
Gene: DAB1
Product: DAB adaptor protein 1
Exons: 19
Coding region: 748-2436 (562 amino acids)
Biological process (GO): ventral spinal cord development; lateral motor column neuron migration
Source: RefSeq, a predicted model, not a curated record
CUAUUAGGAGGAAUGCGGUAGUGAUGUAUAGUCUGUGAGAGAUGUGGCCUGCAGUGUGCCCAGCACUGCCUCUGGUGCUGAUGCUGCUGCUGCUGCUGAUGCUGUGAAGGAGGAACCUGUCUCCCUCUCUCCCUCUCUCUCUCCAGAUCCAAACUGAUGCUGAGGAUUUGCUAACCUGGGGAUGCACAGCUCUGGGACUUGGCUUCAUUAAGGAAUCUACUUCUUUCUGGACCAGGCACAAGAUUUGGGGAGGAAAAAAAAAAAAAAAAAGAAAAGAAAAUAAGGGGUUAAAAAAAAUAACCCUACUUGAAAUACACACACAGAGCCAGCAAGGGAAGGAUUCAGUCCAUGCAACAAGAGGAUGAGUGUGUGAUCAGAGGGCAGUCUUGGAUAAGCCUCCAAGCUCUGCUCGUCGAAGAGAGAGGCAAUUCACUCCCGAGCCGUGUCUUUUUCCAGAGAGAUGAUUUGACGCGUGAUUUCUAGUCUUCUUUCAGGUCCUGCCACUCACCUGACGAUGUUACGGUGUCUCUGACUUGGAUUUAGGAUUUCCGAUGAGAAGACAUGCACUUCUUCAGGGUUCAGUGAAGCAAACGGAGUCAGCUCGUGGCAGAAAUGAACAGGAGAUAUAAGUUGGGUUAUCAUAUCUGAAGGCCGAGCUAUUUUUUUUAAAUAUUUUUUGAAGAAGAGAGCUAAAUGAGCCUGACUGAGACACCGGAUCUGUGUGAAGACGAAUAAGGAUACAAUAGGAUGUCAACUGAGACAGAACUUCAAGUGGCUGUGAAAACCAGCACGAAAAAAGAAUCGAAAAAGAAAGGUCAGGAACGCAGCGAAGCCACUUUAAUAAAAAGGUUUAAAGGGGACGGUGUACGGUACAAAGCAAAGUUAAUUGGAAUUGACGAGGUUUCUGCGGCGAGAGGAGACAAGUUAUGCCAGGAUUCAAUGAUAAAGCUCAAGGGGAUUGCCGCGGGUGCACGAUCGAAAGGUGAACACAAGCAAAAGGUCUUUCUAACGGUCUCGUUCGGGGGAAUCAAAAUCUUCGAUGAGAAAACUGGUAUUCUUUAUCAUCACCAUGCAGUUCAUGAAAUUUCCUACAUUGCCAAGGAUAUCACGGACCAUCGGGCGUUCGGAUACGUGUGCGGGAAAGAGGGAAACCAUAGAUUCGUGGCAAUAAAAACCGCGCAGGCAGCUGAGCCGGUAAUCUUGGAUUUACGAGACUUGUUCCAGCUUAUCUACGAACUAAAACAGAGAGAAGAAAUGGAGAAAAAAGCCCAGAAAGAUAAGCAAUGUGAACAAGCAGUAUAUCAGACAAUUUUGGAAGAAGAUGUAGAAGACCCCGUGUACCAGUACAUAGUGUUUGAGGCUGGCCAUGAGUCCGUCCGUGAUCCAGACAGCGAUGAAAGCAUUUACCAGGUUCCUACCAGCCAUAAGAAAGAAGGUGUAUAUGAUGUGCCAAAAAGUCAACCCAUAAGUACCACAGACUUGAUAAGUUUUGACGACAACCCUUGUGAUGUCAACGAGGCUGUUACCCAAUUAGCGCUUUUUGGAGAUAUGUCUACUCCUCCUGACAUAACGUCUCCCUCUACUCCUGCGACUCCAGGUGAUGCUUUUAUGACAUGUUCCCAGCUCUUCCCUGCAACCGCUCCCAUGUUUGGAACCCUUCCUUACAACCCUCAUUUACCAUCAGGUUACGUUGCAAUGGGAGCUGUCCAACCUUCCUUUUGGGGGCAACAACCAUUAGUUCAACCACAGAUGGUCCUGGGUGGCCAACCCAACGUUGCUCAGGUUAUGCAGGGAGGCCAAACGAUAGCUUGGGCUCCGCCAGGCCUUUACCCGACUCAACAACCGCCAUGGCCGACUCUGCCUGGCCAGUUUCCACCCACUGCCUUCAUGCCAACACAAACUGUUUUGCCUUUUCAAGCAGCCAUGUUUCAAGGUACUAGCGCUCCUGUAGCCGCUGUUCAACCAACUAGUGACUCCAUGCGAUCGAGUCCACUGCGACCCGGACAGAAAUUAGAGAAAGAUAUGUUUAAAGAUUUUCAGAUGGUAAAUCCUCCCCCGGUGCCAUCAAGACAGCCGGACCAGCCUUCCCUUUCAUGUACCUCAGAGGCCUUCUCAAGUUAUUUCGACAAAGUUGGGUUGGCUCAGGACACAGACGACUGCGACGACUUUGAUAUCUCACAGUUAAAUUUGACGCCGAUGACUUCCACAUCACCGUCUACAAAUUCACCGCCGACGCCGGCCCCGAGGCAGAGCUCCCCAUCGAAAUCGUCAGCGUCUCACACAAGUGAUCCCAACGCAGACGACAUCUUUGAAGAAGGCUUCGGAAGCCCGAGUAAAAAUGUAGAACAAGAUGCACCUGAUGCACCUCAGGCCUCUUCCUGCACUGACCUAGGUGAGCCAAGCGGUGAUACUAUAUGCCCCCAGGUCGGUAGCUAGAUAGCAAAGCUUGGGACCAGAUCAGAAGAAGCUGUCUAUGCCCAGAUCAAAAGACCUAAGAAAUAGCGCUAUAUACAGCAUAUGGCGCUUUCAAGACUCGACUGAACCUCUCGGCCGGCAAACAGAAACUGCAACAUUCUUUCAAUGGACCGUCGCGAUGGGUUUUACCAAUGUACCGAUCGGAAGAGUUUGAUGGCAAAGUCGGUGCGACACAGGAUCUCUAACACAGAUGGACCGUAAAUCUCUGUUGAGGGAGUUGAUUUUCAAUUUUUUUUUUCAUAAUUAAUAUUUUUUUAACCAGACAUCCUUUUUGAGGAGUUUAGUACCAUACUACACUUUUUCCUUACUUUUUUUUUUAUGAAUAGGUAAUACUAAAACUCUUAAAGUGGAAUAUGAGGAUGACAUUUGCACUGUUUACCUUCUACAGUCAACACCCCCCCCAACCCAUCUCGUCACUCAAAAAUGGUUUGUUUUUAUUUUGUAUUUUUUGCAAUUCACAUUUUUGGGAGAAGAAAAAAAAAUCAAAACUUUGACAAGGCUGGGUAUACUAGAAGAUGAUAUAAUAUAAUUUUUUUAUAACGUUGCCUCUCUGGCCUUGAGAGACCUGACUGAGGAACCUAUGAACCUUCAUGAUCCUUGUAGGCCAGGCGAUCUACUGAACACGAGACAAAGCUGACGCGAAAAGGAAUUUUUCAGAUAAAAAUAAAAAAUCGGAGGUAUUUUUUUCCUCCUGUCAUACCAUGCUGCUGUAAAGCUAUGCAGACAAGCAUUUCCUUCUUCUUGUGCCAUUUUCCAAGACAGGCUUUUUGCCUCGUGGAUCGAUUCUAAAACUUGGAUUUUGAAAACAAAAAAAAAUCAAAAAAAAUCAAAAAAAAAAUCUGACUUUCUCCUGGAACAGUAGAGGCAUGAAUUUUGUUAUAACAAAAAAAAAGACCCAUAAUUACAUUACUUAUCUCUGUCUCUUUUGUACAUUGGAAAAAAAGAACAAAAAAAAAGAAAAAAAAAAAAAAAAGAAAAGAAAUUUGGAUUUUUAUUUUAUAAUCGUAACAUUAAACUCUUCAAAUGAAAAAAAAAAGGCUUUAAGUAAUUAUCAUAAAAAAAAAAAAAUCGACAGAUUUUGUAAAUAUAAAUAUUAUGAAAAAUGUUUUCAUAUUUCCAUUACACUGUAGAACAAAAAUAGAAAAAACAUUUUCGGUGGUUGAAUGGUGUCAUCAUAUUAAAGUUUCAUACAUCACGGUUUUCAAGUGCAGAAUAAUUAGCUUGUCAGAAACGAAUAAAAUGAAUGGGGACCGUUGUAUUAUGCUUUUGUUUGUUCAUGGGAAAUAACACAAUGUAUGUAACCCACACAAAA